Molecule: messenger RNA, 657 nt
Organism: Haliotis rubra (blacklip abalone)
Lineage: Eukaryota; Metazoa; Mollusca; Gastropoda; Lepetellida; Haliotidae
Product: translocon-associated protein subunit delta-like
Exons: 6
Coding region: 83-601 (172 amino acids)
Cellular component (GO): endoplasmic reticulum; endomembrane system; membrane
Source: RefSeq, a predicted model, not a curated record
UGAAUAAAAGAGAGUGCACGAACGAGCUUAGAGUUAGUUCCCCUGUCACAGCGCCACCACGUCACACUUCCUUUUUCACAAAAUGGCUACCACCGGCAAGAUGCUUGUUGUUAUCGCUCUUGUUAUGCUACCAGUCAUCGCAUCUGGUGACAAGUGCCUUGGUCCAACUGUUGCAGCAGAAAGUUACACAACACCAGAAAUUACAGUUUCUACAGAGACAAUAUUUAUCACCCAGUUUUCACUCACUUGUAAAAAUGGUUUGAAGAAUCUAAAUCUUUAUGGUGAAGUAGCUGGUCGUGUUGUUCCUGCCACAAGAACCAAAGAAGGAAACAAAUACCAGAUCAGUAUAAGUGAUGAACACAAAAACCUGCCCUCAGGAUCCUAUGAGAUUCGCAUCUUUGAUGAAGAAGGAUAUUCUCUACUUAGAAAGGCCCAGAGGAGUGGUGAGAGCGCAGAUAGUGUUAAGCCCCUCGUCUCCACAACCUUCAAUCACCAGGGAGUGUGGAAAGGUACUUUGAUCCAGACUGAGAUGGUAGCCGCCCUGGUGGCUGUGCUGGUCUGGUGGCUCGCGUAUACUGCCAAGAGCAGCCUCCAAGCUUAACUUCAUUCCAUCAUUAGAUCCUCAUUUUAGUAAAUAAAUUUUUGUAAUAAAUUAAA